Messenger RNA from Dictyostelium purpureum, 420 nucleotides. RefSeq lists its product as uncharacterized. Bases 1 to 420 code for a protein of 139 amino acids. The transcript has a single exon. The record is from RefSeq and is a predicted model, not a curated record. NCBI's taxonomy places the organism in Eukaryota, Evosea, Eumycetozoa, Dictyosteliales, Dictyosteliaceae.
AUGAAUAUCAAAUACACUUUAAUUUUCACCAUUUGUACCAUAUUUACUUUAGGUUUUGUCAAUAGAAUAAGUGCCAAUUGUAUCUGUAAUGGUGCUACAAAAAUAGUUAAUUCAAAUGAUCCAAACGUUUUAUCAGAAGAUGUUGUAAAGAUAUUUGCUCAUUGGGAUCUUAAUGGUUCUGUAUUCUUGUAUAAUAAGACCGAUGGUUAUAUUCAACUUCCAGACGAAUUCCGUAACAAUGUUCAAUCCUAUCAAUCAGGUAUUGAUGUUUGCUUCAUUAAAUGGUAUCCAAGAGAACAAGUUCAAAUCCAUGCUGGUGAUUAUCACAAAAACUAUGCUGCUUUAACCAAUUUCGGACAAAGAAUGGAUGGAAUCUAUGCAGGAUCAUGUUCAGACGCUAUUUGCCCAUUAUCAAAAUAA